Molecule: messenger RNA, 342 nt
Organism: Rosa rugosa (rugosa rose)
Lineage: Eukaryota; Viridiplantae; Streptophyta; Magnoliopsida; Rosales; Rosaceae
Exons: 1
Coding region: 1-342 (113 amino acids)
Source: RefSeq, a predicted model, not a curated record
AUGGGAAACUUUGCUGGGAAGGACAAGGGUGUGGUGCAUCCGGUUGAUGAAAAUGAAGGAGAAGACAGAACGCCGUCGCCGAACAGUUUGAUGAGAAUUAAGGUGCGUAUGACUAAGAGACAACUCAAGGAGUUGAUGGCGCAGGUGGAAACGAACAAACUAAGUCACGGGAACUCGGAGGAGCUAGGCAGCGCGAUCCUGCUGGAAUGCUUGGAAGGUAGGCUUAGCGCUCGUGUUGUUGCCGCUGCUGCUGAGAGAGAUCAGAAGGUGUCAAAAUACGAACGGGGUUGGAUGUUGAGCACCGUUUCUGAGGAAGAAGAAGAACAUCAACAUCUGUUGUGA